AUAAUCCAUUUUAUUAUUGAACCCUCGAGAGGAUGCAUGUGCAUUGAACUUAUGUGCAAUAGUUUAUUUUAAAAUCUUAAUAAACAUUUAGUGCCAUGGAAAGUGUAUCUGUUAUGUAUUGUUUAUACAUUCUUUUGAUAGUAUUGUUGACAGUAUGUGCCGUGGUUGUUUUAGCCAGUGUAUAUUUCAAAUAUGUUGAUGCUGAAGGAAUAUUGAUGGGAAAAAUACCCCAUCUUAAAGGAGUACCGAUUUUUGACAACACUUUUGAUUGCCUUUUGAACUGUGAACAAUUAUUCCAAUUCAUAAGAAACCAGUACAAAAGAUACAGAGGUAUUUUUGGUCUUCGUGGAUUUAAUUAUCGGUUCGUGAACAUUUUUGACCCUAAAGAUGUUGAGAAAAUACUGUCUGCGUCUAAUUUCAAUACCAAACGUAUUCCCUACACCUUCCUUCAACAUUGGCUUGGAACUGGUCUGCUGAUUAGUAACGGUGAUAAAUGGCAUGAAAGAAGAAAGAUGUUAACGCCAGCUUUCCAUUUCAAAAUCUUAAAGAAAUUCCUGAUAAAUAUCAACGAACAGACUGAACAGUUGUUAGACCUGAUACAAGAUGAGGUUGGCAAAGAAAGAACAGAGCUGUUUCCAUUGAUUGCUAAGUCCACGCUGCAGACUAUAUGUGAAACCUCUAUGGGCGCAUCGAUGCGAGAAGACAUCAAAUCAGUGACUAACAAAUACUUUCAAGCUAUCCACAUAUUAGGAAAGUGCCUCAUGUACCGACUUUCCAGAAUCUGGUUUUAUACUGAACCAUUUUUCUAUGUGAGUAAAUGUUCUAGAAUUCAGAGAGCCGCUCUGACAGAUCUGCACAAAUUUACAAGACAGAUAAUCAGGGAACGGAGGGAGUAUAUAAAACAGAACAAGAUCACAACAUUGGAUGACGAUGAUGAUGUGUACGGCAAGAAGAGCCGGAUGGCGAUGCUGGACCUCUUGCUGGAGCAAGAGAAGCUGGGGAACAUCGACGAAGACGGCAUCCGAGAGGAGGUCGAUACCUUCAUGUUUGAGGGUCAUGAUACGACGGCGACCGCACUAUGCUUCAUGAUCAUGAGGAUAUCAAACGAACCUCUUGUGCAGAAUCUGAUAUAUGAAGAGGUACAGCGAGUUCUAGGAGGAUCAGAACACAGCCCCACGAUGGAACAGCUUGGAGACAUGAAGUACCUGGAGUGCUGCAUCAAGGAGUCCCUACGGCUAUAUCCUGCGGUGCCAUUUAUAUCCCGCGUGGUCUAUGAAAAUGUUGAACUAAGUGGAUACAUGGUUCCCAAGUCUACAGAGAUCAAUAUCCACAUAUUCGACAUCCAUCGUCUAGAAGACAUUUACCCUGAGCCUGAGAAGUUCAUCCCAGAGAGGUUCUUGCCAGAGAACAGCAGUAAACGCCAUCCUUAUGCCUACAUACCAUUUAGUGCAGGGGCUAGAAACUGCAUAGGUCAAAAAUUUGCCAUGUUGGAAUUGAAAUCGGUGAUGGCAGGCAUUAUCCGAAGGUUCAGCUUGGAGCCGGUCACCAGGCCAGAAGAGAUCAAAUUCGCGGCACAUCUGGUGUUGCGCUCUGUGAAUCCAAUGUAUGUGCGAUUUACAAACAGAAAAGUUGCGGUAGAAAACUAAUGUUAAGAGAAUUGUUUUUUGGCGUUCGAUCAUAAACCAAUAAUUAAUUGUAAUGUGAAAAUAAUAAAUAAAUUACGAAAUGAUA
This is a messenger RNA of Manduca sexta (tobacco hornworm), 1731 nucleotides long. RefSeq names its product cytochrome P450 4C1. Bases 96 to 1646 code for a protein of 516 amino acids. Gene Ontology annotation, molecular function: monooxygenase activity; iron ion binding; heme binding. Lineage: Eukaryota; Metazoa; Arthropoda; Insecta; Lepidoptera; Sphingidae. The transcript is spliced from 9 exons. The record is from RefSeq and is a predicted model, not a curated record.